Entelurus aequoreus (snake pipefish) is the source of this 756-nucleotide messenger RNA. Its product is annotated as protein jagunal homolog 1-A-like. Gene Ontology annotation, cellular component: endoplasmic reticulum membrane. The transcript has 3 exons. NCBI's taxonomy places the organism in Eukaryota, Metazoa, Chordata, Actinopteri, Syngnathiformes, Syngnathidae. The coding region runs from base 56 to 607 and encodes 183 amino acids. The record is from RefSeq and is a predicted model, not a curated record. Gene Ontology annotation, biological process: granulocyte colony-stimulating factor signaling pathway; vesicle-mediated transport; endoplasmic reticulum organization.
CUUUUGCUUAACAAGCGGUGCAAUUCAAGCGACCAACCUACGGUUUUAUCGCAACAUGACGUCACGUGUCCGCCACAAAGCUGCAGCCACCAAUGGAAGUGACUUUAAACACAGAGAGAAGGUGGCUCCACAAUACCAAAUGAGUGCGUCCCUGAAGUCCGAAGUCCGGCGCUUGAACAUUGUCCACCUACUGAUCUGGCUGCUGGUGGCCGCCCAAGUGGUAGUCAGUCACCUCAACCUGGUGCCACACGAAACCGUCUCCAUGCCGUACCAAUGGGAGUACCCUUACCUCCUCAGCGCGGUCCCCUUGCUCUGCAGCAGCCUGUCCCUCCCCAGGAACAACAUCAGCUACCUGGUCUUGUCCAUGAUCAGCGGGGGACUCUUCUCUGUGGCGCCGCUCAUCUACGGCGGCAUGGAGAUGUUCCCCGUGGCGCAGCAGCUGUAUCGCCACGACAAAGCCUACCGCUUCAUUUUCGGGUUCUCCGCCGUAACGGUCAUGUAUUUGGUCAUGGUGGUGGCCGUCCAGGUGCACGCGUGGCAGCUGUAUUACAUGAAGAAGCUGCUAGACUCGUGGUUCAACGCCACGCAAGAGAAGAAGAAGAAAUGAUGGGAAAAAAGAAAAAUACUUUAGGAACUGUAUUAUUUUCUACAGUUUUUCCUUACCCGUAUGUGGGCUCUGUACCGAGGAUGUCGUUGUGGCUUGUGCAGCCUUUUGAGACACUUGUGAUUUAGGGCUAUAUAAAUAAACAUUGAUUG